GUGACUAGCCACUUAGUAUACCAACGCUGAUACAUCAAGAAUGCCAAAACGCUUCCCCCCACCUUCUGGAACUGAAGACGAAGACCAGAAAAUAUCUUCAACCAUUAUAGUCGACGCGUCAAUUAGAGGGGACACCAAAUGUUCACCAUAUUAUCAGCACUGGCAUUACUAGAAAGUGUCGAUAUGAAGAGUCCUCGGUCCGUAUUACGUACCUACCACUUCACUAACCCGGGGCAGCCCGGUAUGCGUAUGCUCUGCAAAGAACUUUAUCUUUAUCUUUAUUAACCACUCAGAUACAGAAUGGUGCAUAUGAUGAAAAAAACUUAAACAAGUUAUGUAACAUAAAU
This is a messenger RNA of Acanthoscelides obtectus, 347 nucleotides long. NCBI's taxonomy places the organism in Eukaryota, Metazoa, Arthropoda, Insecta, Coleoptera, Chrysomelidae. The record is from the annotation of a GenBank genome assembly.